AUGGCUUGUACUGAGAACCCAAGCCAACUAGCAAAUUCAGUAGCGGAAUGUCCCAGCAAUAUUCCUAAAGUAAAAAGAACUUAUGGUAAACGCAAGUUGAUAUCAAGCGAGAAUUACGCAAAUACUGACAAAAGGAUCAGACAAUCAAGCCAUCGUUCUACUUUGCGUCCUAUCGAAAGUAAUGCUAAAAAGAAAUACGUACAAUUGUUCCUCGAUGCUGGACAGAAUAACGUUGGUCCAAUUACUUGUAAGGAGUGUCAUAUGUCUUAUAAUAAAGGAACAGAAGAUGAUCUAGUUCAUGCAAAGUUUCAUAAAGCUAGUGUUGGAGGCAUUGAUUAUCCGGGAUAUAAGAAUAAAGCUAUGUUGCAAAUUUAUCCUGAAGACAAUGGUAGUCGCAUUGUAAUGUUUAGUAAUAAUAAAUACAGUGGGUUCGAGAGGCGUAAG
Molecule: messenger RNA, 444 nt
Organism: Paraglomus brasilianum
Lineage: Eukaryota; Fungi; Glomeromycota; Glomeromycetes; Paraglomerales; Paraglomeraceae
Source: the annotation of a GenBank genome assembly